AUGUCAGCGACCGGUGACCGGACGAUUAAGACGGCGGCAUGCCUGAUUAUUGGCGAUGAAGUGCUGGGCGGAAAGACAGUUGAUACCAACUCGGCGUAUCUGGCAAAAUGGUGUUUUUCACUCGGAAUCAACUUGAAACGCGUCGAGGUCAUCGAAGACGACGAGAGUGAAAUCAUGGAAGCCGUGAGCCGAAUGAGCAACCGCUAUGACUUUAUCGUUACCAGCGGAGGCAUCGGCCCAACACACGACGACAUCACCUACUCAUCCAUUGCCAAGGCCUUUGGACUCCCCCUCAAGCUCCACCAAGAGACCUUUGAGAAGAUGAAGAAGCUGUCAAAGCCAAAUCCGAAGCAGCCGAACUUUGACUGGAACGUCGACUCCCCGGCUCUCAGGGCGAGGCUCCGCAUGGUCGAGCUCCCAACAGACGAAUCGCGCGACCUCGGGGAGCAAGUCGUCUUCCCGCAAGAAGACCUCUGGGUUCCCGUUGCGGUCGUCAACCGGAAUGUGCACAUCCUUCCCGGAGUACCGCUGCUCUUCCAGAAACUGUUGGAUGGAUUGAAGCCCCACGUCCUCCCCAGACUAGUCGAUCCCGAAGGCAAAGGAAUCCAUCGCAUCAUGAUAUCCACGCCGCUGCCGGAGAGUUCGGUCGCGGAAUACCUCACCACGUUGGCGGCUAGAGUUGAGCCUCACGGCGUCAAAGUAGGAAGCUACCCGCGAUGGGGCAGGAAACGAAAUACAGUUACAUUGGUUGGAAGGGACCAAGCCUAUCUCGAAAGCCUUGUGGCCGAGGCCGAAGAGGCAGUUCAGGGCAAGCGAGUUUCAAAAGAGGAUGAGCUGGACGAGCCUGCCGACAAGACAGAGAAGAAGUUGUAAAGAAGACACAGCCGUUCCAUGUAUGAUGACAUUACAUAUCAACUCAGAUACUGAACAUAUCAAUGACAGUUUCCAACAAAAC
Molecule: messenger RNA, 955 nt
Organism: Trichoderma atroviride IMI 206040
Lineage: Eukaryota; Fungi; Ascomycota; Sordariomycetes; Hypocreales; Hypocreaceae
Source: RefSeq, a predicted model, not a curated record